Aphanomyces astaci is the source of this 1305-nucleotide messenger RNA. RefSeq lists its product as hypothetical. The coding region runs from base 455 to 994 and encodes 179 amino acids. The transcript has a single exon. The record is from RefSeq and is a predicted model, not a curated record. Lineage: Eukaryota; Oomycota; Saprolegniomycetes; Saprolegniales; Verrucalvaceae.
GAAAGCACACUUUUGAUUGGUUAAUACCACCAAGUCAAAAUGUCGAUCCUACAGUGUUGUUCUUUAUAAAUUAGGUUUGUACUAACUAUACUAUAUGGUCUCUUAACACCAGCCGUCGUCUUCCGCGACGUCCGAGUCGGCAUCGGGGUACGUGACGUCUUUACAGAGGUGGUCGAUGUCGCUUAGGGUAAAGCUCGCGUCGCCCUUGCACAGCACACUGUUCAUGACACCGACAAGCGCAAGGAGGUUCCCUCGCACGACGGGAACUUGAUGGGAUGACGCUGCUUCUUCGUUGGGUUGGUUGUCGUCGCUUUCUUCGGACGCGGUGGAUUCGUUCGAGAACCGGUUGCAGCAUGCAUGUUCCUUGUGACAGCAUGCAUGUUCCUUGUGACAGCAGACUUCGUCCUUGGCGUCGUCACUCCAAUCGAAAUGGCCCAGCCGUCGCCACAUCGAGAUGUCGUUGGAACUCAGCGCAAACACUUCGGCGCAUGGACUGCCGCGGUACUUGAGGUACGUCAAGCUCUUGGUGCAGAAACCGAGAAGCUUGGUUUGUGCUGGUCGUUGGUCAUGGGCGGCAAAACCUUCCGUGACGCGAACCACGAGUUCGUCUAAGGUUUCCAUGGCCUCGAACUCAAACACACUGCACGGGGCGUCGCAGAACGUCACCCGCGCAUCAUCGGGGAGGUCUAGGAACUCGAUUUCUUCUUCGAUGGACUCGAGGAAGGAAUCAUUGCUGGCGGCGGCAGCCUCCCGCAUGUUUUCGGGAGUGUUGAGGCAUUCGAUGGUGAAGGGUUGCACGAUGUGUUCUUCGCUCGGGCCGGCGACGUCCAUCUUGGACACUGUCGAUCGGAUCCAGCUUAAGCGGCGCUUGAGAGACUCCUGGACCUUGGAGAUGUCCCAGCAUCCAGACUUCUCGGUAUCAAGGGAAAUCGACCGCUGCAUUCGAUGCGGCGGUGACGGAGGGGUUGGAGAAUGGAACGUUGGCGCGCCGUAGACUGGGGAGUCCAUGACAAUGCCUUCCGGCAGCGGUUCCUGUGGAUGGUACUCUGGGUAGAACUCCCACUCGUGCGGGUCGUCGUCGAGGUCGGACGCGCGUGCGUACGUGUGUUGCUGCCGCGUGAAGAUGCUUCGCGGCGCGUUGGCAUUCGGGGACGUGUUCGGCGUCGACCCGAAGAUCUUGUGGAUGAAGUAUUCCUUCAUAUUCAAUUUGGUCAGCGAUGUAGAUGAGGAGGACGCUGGCUUCAUGAUGCCGCUGCUCCUGCUUGUUGGUUGAGUUCCUCGCUGUGGAAAUCGCACUGCCCCUAC